Molecule: messenger RNA, 1239 nt
Organism: Clavispora lusitaniae ATCC 42720
Lineage: Eukaryota; Fungi; Ascomycota; Pichiomycetes; Serinales; Metschnikowiaceae
Gene: AFT2
Product: Aft2p
Biological process (GO): positive regulation of transcription by RNA polymerase II; cellular response to iron ion starvation
Molecular function (GO): DNA-binding transcription factor activity, RNA polymerase II-specific
Source: RefSeq, a predicted model, not a curated record
AUGCUACAGAAGAAGAGCGCCAACAUCCAACCGCAAAAGAGCAUGUUUCGUGCCACAGUCGAUGUCUCAGCAACUUUUUCCCACAAGAGCGAUAUCAAGCCGUGGCUCCAGAGCCAAGUGGCGGCGUUCCAGUUUGCCGUGGCCAUAGAAAGAAGCGAUCACGUCAAGAUAGUAUUCCGAUGCAAAUCCGGCUCGGCGCUGUGUCCUUUCCGCUUGCGGGCCAACUAUUCUGUACGUUCCGGGCGCUGGUCGCUCGUUCUGAUGUGUGAUCUCCAUGAUCACCGUGUUGGAGGACCGGAGGUCGAAGACCCGAGGAAAAGUGGCACAAAGUGGGAGCAGAAAAGAAAGGGCGUGAAAGAGCACGGGCGACGGAAUCAGAAAGAACAACGCCGGCUGGGACACCCGAAGAAGUUUGCCGAGGCAUCUUUUGUCUCCGAACGUCCUGACCGAGGCUACUCUGAAAGCGCUUACGAGAAAACAUACGGCGCAGAGAGAAUUUAUGACCGUCUGGCUGACCGGAAUCUAGAACGGCACCUGGAUGACCGAAGUCUGUCUGACCGACAUCUUUUGUCUGGAAACCUUCUAGCGGACAGAAACCUUCUAUCAGACCGGAACAGUCUAGGAAACUUAUCCGAACGGAGCGUACUUACGGAAAAAAACUUUCUUUCGGAAAAGAAUCUACUAUCGGAGAGAAGUCUUCUACCGGAGCGCAACCCCACAGAACGGGGCGUUUCUGAUAGACAAGACACCAUCAGGCCUGAUUUGGAUCCGUCAGUCGAUUCUGUUGUUCGACGCACUGUGUCUCAGUUCACACAGCUUGUCCAGCGGCACAUUUGGCAAAACCAAGCACUUCCGCCCGACCAAAAAGAAGCUGCUGUGGCACGUGUUGUGGCAGAACUUGUGGAUGAGUAUUUAGGCGAUACUAGAGCUCCUGCUGCAACACACACAAUGCCAUUAUCGCCACUUUUGAACGAAGAUGCGUCUGCGCCGCAACUUCCAGGCUUGGAUGGACCGAGCCGGGGAUCUGGACCAUUGCCACCUUUUACGCAACUACAAAAGAGACUUCCACUUCUGCCGGCACCAGACGGGAAAACACUCAACCCUGUGCAAUUGAUGAAAACUGCAGACUUGCGAGAGUUUAAGGUGGACAAUCUUGGCUCUGUUCUGUUCGCUCUGCCUCAGGACCGGGCAGAUCUUGUAGGGUUGGCCAAUCUAUCAUACUCGUGGGCUUCUGACUGA